Molecule: messenger RNA, 1193 nt
Organism: Psammomys obesus (fat sand rat)
Lineage: Eukaryota; Metazoa; Chordata; Mammalia; Rodentia; Muridae
Gene: Ndp
Product: norrin cystine knot growth factor NDP
Exons: 1
Coding region: 1-228 (75 amino acids)
Biological process (GO): Wnt signaling pathway
Source: RefSeq, a predicted model, not a curated record
AUGGUGCUCCUGGCCAGAUGUGAGGGGCACUGCAGCCAGGCAUCACGCUCAGAACCCUUGGUGUCCUUCAGCACUGUCCUCAAACAACCUUUCCGUUCCUCCUGUCACUGCUGCAGACCUCAGACCUCCAAGCUGAAGGCUCUGCGCCUGCGCUGCUCAGGGGGCAUGCGACUUACUGCCACUUACCGGUACAUUCUCUCCUGUCACUGUGAGGAAUGCAGCUCCUGAGGCUUGCUGCUGAUUGGCUUUCUGGCUGAAACAACCACAGGAGCACAUCAAUCAGCCAAAGAAGGACUGGCAAGAAAAGAGUUAAGGCAGACAAAGAUGGAGCAAGUCCCACAGGACUGCGCAUAGUCUAGUCCUAAAGACCUGAUAUGCUUUUGACAGAAAGUGACACUGGGAACUCAUUUUCCAUUCCUAUCUUCUUUCCCUGAAAGAAUUUCUUUUGGUUACUUUUCAGAUUCAGGCAUUUCCCCUGUUGGCUCUGAAUUUGGUUUGGGUUUUUGACAACUCUACAUUAGUGGGAAAAUGCGGGGCCCUGUGCAAGAGUGUGCCAGGCAGUCUGUAUUUGGUGCUUAUUAGGGAAGAAUUUACCCAACUUUUCUUAGGGGAUCUUCAUUUGUUGUUUUACCUUGUCAUUUUGGUUUAAGAUUUGCCUCUAAAGGUUACCUGUUUCAAGUUACAGACAUCAAGUCCAUGUAUACGUUUAGUGAGUUUAACUGCUACUAAAAUAACUAACACACAAGUUCUUUUAUGUGACUGCACAACUCCUGACAGCUAUGGUUAUUAUUCAGAAAUUACUUAAGAAAUAUAAAGGUGGCAUAAGGAAUGUAUAACCUGAAGGCUUUUGCAGGUAAAGGAUGGUAAGCUUUUGUGAGGAAGUAGGCUUUCAAAGACUCUCACACACAUACACUCAGAUGGGUCUUGCACUGACUCUGGAGAAGGCAUAUAUUAUUAGUGGCAUGGAGAACACACCAUACUCAUAAUUAAGAAUUAGUCAAGCAUGUAGGAAUAUAUUUGUAGGUGUGCAAUAGCUUCAGCCAUGUCUUGAGCAUCAUUCUAUAACAUCCACCUUUAUAUGUGAGGCUUGUUACCAUAGUGAUGGCGUGGCAUACCCUCUGAAAAUUUCCUUCCAAUAUAUAUUUGGUCUUUGAGGCUCAAAAUUUGAAUUCUCCCCAUGUUUUGAAAUAAAA